UACGAGUAGUUAGGCCUCCAGGGUUACGUGAGUAUGUCGUAUGAAAUGAAAUGGACACAGGUCUUUUUCGCUCUGAGUCUGACAGUAGGUGGUGUAUACAGUGACGAUGGUGUUGUAUACAGUGACACCACUGUGACGAUCCACCCUCAGUGGCUGGCACAAGGAGGAAACGCUAAUUACGACAAUAAUAGGUGGAACAAACACUUUGGUCUGGAUCAAACAAACCUCAUUCCAAACUGUCGGAGGCUUCGGACUGAUAGUGGGCGCUUUCCAGGCCCUGAAAAUACCGGUUACCUCAUCAAAAAAUGGCCGGAAGAUCCAAACCGUAGCGGCUACCCUGACCCCAACUAUCUGAAGAAUGUCAGCAGAGAGCAGGGACUGUGCCCCGAUUACCUAGAGAACAUCAACACUGGUUAUGAGAACGACAUGAUCUUGGUGGCAGGAGCUCUUGAAUACCCGAGUUGGGUAGACACAUCUGAACAUGAUGGUCAUUUCCCAAACAAUGUCGAUGUUGCUGCCGAGUUCACGAUGUUGUUGAUGCAAGGAGUGUAUGAUUGCACCAAAGGACGUAUACCACCCUACCUUGAGCCCAUAAACGAACCGAGUGAUAAAUGGGCUAUCCUAAAUUUCACGACUAUUACCACCUUUCACAAAUUAGUUGCGGAGAAACUCCAUGCCAGAUUUAACAUCAAGGUGGCUGGUCCAACAAUAGGCAGUUAUACAAAGUAUGCUGAUUUAAGCAACUUUUCAUACUGGGACAAAGUGGCAGACUUCAUGGAUGGGACUUUAGGCUACAUAGAUGUAUUUUCUUUCCAUUCGUAUAACAACCUCGUUGUUUCGGGAAGAUCUUACAAUUUUACUGGAGCAAAUGAAGCACGUCUGGUAGCAUUUAUAGACCUGGUUGAAAACUAUGCCUCUCAGAAGACCGGAAAGAUGAUCCCCCUUGUUAUCAGUGAAUAUGGACGUGACGCCGUCAGUGGUCUUGACAAAUAUGCUCCAUCACCCAUAAUUGACUUUUCAACAAUCUACCAGUCUAAUGGCCACAAAUUUACUCAACUGGGUCUGAGGGAAUACAUUGACAGAGCAGUGGUGUUUCUUCUAGCCAGUGAAGAAAGGCCAGGACGUUAUACUCUAAACUAUUCACUUUUCUCACCUGAUGGAGAACCCACCCGUAUUGUUGACUUUUUCGAGUUUUGGUACAAAUUCAGGUCAGGCUUUUCCUUUAUCAGAACUAACAGUCAGUAUGAUGGAAAGGAACGAACCGUGUCGCCAUUAGCAAUGUCAAGUUCAUCGACGAACGAAACCGUCAUUCUCUUGCACAGCUAUUCUCGGAGGUCACAGGCAGUCAAGCUAGUCUUCCAAGAAGACUGGAUCAAACCAACAACUGGCCAAGCUACUUGCAUUACCAUCAAGGACGACUGGUUCCCAGUCAUCACCUUCAACAAAACCAUCGACAUCCAGAAGACACAAGGAAUUGUUGAACUUCCUCCUGAAGCAACAUGUCACUUUACAUUCAAUAUCCCUUCAAACAAACUGCCGUCGGUCACUCUCAACGAAACCACAUAUUACGGAGCGGAUACACUGAUACCAAUCAAGGGCGAUGUUGUCUCGACAGUGAUAUCUCUACCAAAUGGCCAGUAUGACAGUGCAAGACUGAGAGUUUCAACCAGUUGGUUGAUCAAUGAAACAAUCAGUGUAUCAUAUGUUACCUUUAAUGACCAUCGCGUUGACACUUUCUUUAAACUGUAUGAUUCUGACAAGUUUAAUCCUGCCAGCAACACGUAUUGGACUGUUUGGGAGUUUCUUGUCCCCGUACCUGUGUUUGUCCUGGGCCGAACCAGGUACAGAUUCACCUCUCUAACAACAUGGCAACGGGAUAUGUUUCAUCUGUUGCUCUUGUCACAGGAAGCUGGUUCCAUCUGAUUUGAAGUCAUUAUAAGAUAACAAUUCUGGCAAAGUUCUCGUUUUGAUCAAUAAAGAUGAUUUAAGAAUUCCA
Haliotis rubra (blacklip abalone) is the source of this 1996-nucleotide messenger RNA. RefSeq names its product beta-porphyranase A-like. Lineage: Eukaryota; Metazoa; Mollusca; Gastropoda; Lepetellida; Haliotidae. Bases 34 to 1923 code for a protein of 629 amino acids. The transcript has 4 exons. The record is from RefSeq and is a predicted model, not a curated record.